This is a messenger RNA of Penicillium argentinense, 1866 nucleotides long. RefSeq lists its product as uncharacterized. NCBI's taxonomy places the organism in Eukaryota, Fungi, Ascomycota, Eurotiomycetes, Eurotiales, Aspergillaceae. The transcript is spliced from 5 exons. The record is from RefSeq and is a predicted model, not a curated record. The coding region runs from base 1 to 1866 and encodes 621 amino acids.
AUGAGGCUCACAUUGGGUCCCCUGACGUUCAACGCGUUGAAGAAAAGGAGAGUUGCCUUCGUUUUGCUCAGGAAGGAAGCCGCCCAGGCAUGGCACGUGCGGGAGCUGCGCGAGUGGUCGCUGUGCGGCCCCGCAGUGUCGAUGUUUACUCUCUUCCGCUUUGAGACGGCAAGCUCCACACAGCAACUGCCGGCCAUGGAGGCACACAAUUUGCAGGCCGCGUCGACGUAUGUCAACAAUAUCUUGCUGGCGAGAGGUCUGCUGAAGAGCGGACACCCGAUCUAUUUCGCCGACCCCGAAAAUGAGGAAGGGGGCACCGAUGCCACUAUGGCCCGGAUCAUCAACCUGGUCAAUGACCUGGUUUUGCGGAGAGAUCGUGAAGCCGACCACCGUGAGAGCCUCGCGACAACGAUCCGGGCGUUGCGCACGACCGAGUCGGAGCAAACCAUUGAGAUUGGCAAAAUGAAGACAAAAACCUCCGAACUGUCUCGAUCGCUCGCUCUGGCCGAAGCGCAAGAGCGCACCCUCAAGACAAACAUGUCGAAAGCCGAGACCACCAUUCGCGGAUUGAAGGAACAGGUUCAACGCAUGAAGACCACGGUUCAACAAGUGCGCGCGCAAUGCGCGAAUGACGUUCGGAAGCGUGACCUUGAGCUGCAGAAGCUCAAAUCGCAUCUUGCUGAGCGACAGCGGGGUAAACGCGAGGGCCUGAGUGUGACAACUAUCAACAUCAACCCCCAGGUCGAUCGGUCUCGACUGGGAGCGAGCGGCGGCGACCGAGUGAACGACCCUGCAUACAACCUCAAGGAGGAGACAACGGAGUUCUUGACUGAGCUCUGCCAGAACCUGAGCGACGAGAACGACACCUUGAUUGAAUUGGCGCGAAACACAGUUGAUACACUGAAGGAACUACAAGGGCUGCCACAGGGUGAGGAUGGACCUGGAGAUGAAGAGGGGUUUGCAAUGUGUACGAGUGUUGGCCCGAACAAGUCGUCUAGCGCGGUGACUUCGCUCCCAACGUCUUGCGAGGAAUUGUCUCAGCGCAUGCACGCUGUGCUGGACCACCUGCGCACUCUUCUGACCAACCCCUCGUUUGUGCCACUGGAAGAAGUCGAGGUUCGAGACGAUGAGAUUGCAAGACUGCGUGUGGGCUGGGAGAAGAUGGAGAACCGGUGGAGACAAGCUGUGUCCAUGAUGGACGGAUGGCAGCGACGUCUAGCUGACGGUGGUGGCUCUGUGCAGGCAGAGGAGUUGAUGCGAGGCAUUAACCUCGAUCUGAGUUUCACCUCGAAUGAGAAUGUGAGCAUGCAAAGCCGCGAAGGUGCACACACGAUCUCGCCGAUCUUGGAAGACCAGGAGGACGAAGCCAUGAACGAGGAAGAACAGCCCGAACCGGACUCAACAGUCCCAGAAACGAGAUCCAAGAUCCGUAAGGUGCCUGAACGAUCUGAUCGGGCCCUGAAGGAGCGCAAUGACAACGCGACGCUAGCUGCCAGGCCAAAGCGCCACCGGAAGGUAUCAUUUACCCCAGGCUUGCAGGGUUCUCCAUGCGAACCGAGUCCUGAUACAGACGAGACACUCCAAAUCAAGGCCCACAAAUCCGAAUCGGUCACCCAGAGGGCAUCUCGCCGGAAGACAGACCCAAAGUCCACUCGCCAGGCCGACGGGGCGGAACCCCGAAUGAGCGUUCGUCAAAAACUCGCCGCCGCCGAGGAUGAAGCUCGAACUGCCGAGAAAAUUCGCAAAGAAGGCGAGACCCGCAAGCGCAGUCGGCCUGAGAAGCCUUCCAGCCGGUCUGGCAAUCGACGACGAAGCACUCUUACCAGCGACGAGCUGGAGGAUCUAAUGGGCGUAUCCUCCCGGUAG